Molecule: messenger RNA, 1653 nt
Organism: Adineta steineri
Lineage: Eukaryota; Metazoa; Rotifera; Eurotatoria; Adinetida; Adinetidae
Source: the annotation of a GenBank genome assembly
AUGGCCAAUAAUCGACCUGCGUCAAUGAUAGUUUCAUCUAAUGUACUGGAUGAAACAAAUACAAAUGGAUCGAAAAAUAUUUUACAAAAAAAUAAUUCUAAUGUAGUACGUUCAUCGAAUCAACAAAAACUUCCAGGAAAUAAUAUCGUUAUGGCGCAUUCAUCUUCGUCAUCAAUUGAUAGUGCUGGUGCUAAAAAUGCAAUAUUAAAUGAAAAAAUUUCUUCUAUACCACCAAUAAAUUUAGUUGCAACAAUAUCAUCAACAACAACUGAUAGUGAACUAGAAAGUGAACAAGACGAACGAUAUACUGAUGAUAAUAAUUCCUUAGAAUUAAAUAAUCUUCCAAUACAAAAUCAACAGCAACAACAAUUACAAAGACGAGAUAGUGGUCAACAAAAAACGGAUGGUAAUUCAUCCGAUCAAUUAUCACGACGUGUAAAACAUUUUCAAAAAUUAUUUAAAUCAGAAAUAGCAGAAGAAGAUAUGCCUGAAUUAAUUGAUUCGUAUGUUUGUGCAUAUCAAGGAGAUAUUUUACUGCAAGGUAAAAUGUAUAUAACUGAUCGUUAUCUUUGUUUUCAUUCACGUAUAAUAUCUUAUGUAACAAAACAUGUUUAUCGUUGGGAACAAAUUGAAAAUGUAACAAAAGAACGUGUCGCAUUUAUAUUUCCAACAGCGAUUGGUAUACAAAUUAAGCCGUCAGGCAAAAAGAUAAUUUAUGCUUCAUUUCUUCAACGUGAUCAAGCAUAUGAUAAAAUAAUAUCGAUAUGUGCACGUUUUAAUAAUGAUACAAUUUCAAAUCAAGAUGAUGAUGAAAAUCGUCUAACACAAGGUGGAACAUUAAAACCAACAAAUAGUAUAAAAAAUAAAAAAUCUAAACACAAUAAUACUUAUGAAAUACCUGACGGAUCAGAACACGAUAAUGUUCUUCAAAUGUGUUUAGGACAAGAUAAAACAAAUAAUAAUAAUAAUAACAAUAAUAAUAAACAACGAUUACAAUCUAAUUCUUCAAAAUUUAGUAAUGAUAAACAACAGCAACGAACCAAAAAAAUAUUUAAUUCAGAUAAAAAGAAAUCGGCUCUUAAAAAUUCAAAUAACGAACAAGAUUUAUCUAUUGACCCAAAUUACAAUAUAUCUCAAAAUAAUGAAUCAAAUCGAACAUCACGUCAUAGUAAAAAUCAACAAAAACAAACUGAUACAAUAUUAAAUGAUGAUUCUGAAGUAUAUCAGCAAUCUCAUAAUAAUAUCUUAUCCAAUACGCAUCAAAGUCAUAGUCAUGAUCGAGCAUUAUCCACUACAUAUCCAUCAAAUACAUCCUCAAAUAUUAUAUCAAAUAAUGAUUUAUCAAUUAUUAAUUCUCAUAAUAAUGGAAUCUUAAUAAAAUAUCCUCGUAUAAUUAUUUUAUCUAUUAUAUCUAUUAUAAAAUUAAUUAUUGAAUAUUUAUUAUUAGUAUUUAAUCAAUUAAAAACUUAUCCAAUAAAAACAUCAUUUAUACUUUUAAUAUUUGUAUUAAUAUUAAUAAUUCAUUCAUUUUAUUUAAUUACACUUGCAUAUCGAAUAGAAAAUCGUUUGCAAUCAUUACAUCAUUUAUGGCCAUCAACAUCUUCAAUAAAAAAUUCAUUACCAUCAUCAUCAUCAUCAUCAAAAGAACUCUAA